Messenger RNA from Astyanax mexicanus (Mexican tetra), 8418 nucleotides. Its product is annotated as microtubule-associated protein 4. Gene Ontology annotation, molecular function: microtubule binding. The record is from RefSeq and is a predicted model, not a curated record. Lineage: Eukaryota; Metazoa; Chordata; Actinopteri; Characiformes; Acestrorhamphidae. The transcript has 18 exons. Gene Ontology annotation, cellular component: neuron projection. The coding region runs from base 192 to 4256 and encodes 1354 amino acids. Gene Ontology annotation, biological process: neuron projection development; microtubule cytoskeleton organization.
GUGUGUGAUCUUAUCUUCUCAGUAAUCCUCAGCUGUAGUGGAAGUGGGCUGUCACACUCGCUCUGCUGCCUGCUGAUGUUUUCAGCACCAAAAGUUUAGUAAAGUUAAGGCCAGCUAGGUUAGCCUGCAGCAGCACUCAGCACGGGGAUUUGGAGAAGCACAGAGAUCUAGCAGUUAGCUAUAGCAGAACGAUGGCUGACCUGACGCUGAGCGAUGCGCUGACUGACAGCGUGCCCCCGGCUGCUGAGGAGAACAUGGUGGAGAGGGACUUUGUGGCCACGCUGGAGGCUGAGGCCUUUGAGGACCAUGUUGGAGAGACUGUGGGCAAAACAGACUACAUCCCACUACUGGACAAUGAUGGAAAGGACACGGAUGCAGUGUUGGAGAAAGGACAGCAGAAAGCCCAAGGGGCACAAACACCUGGCACUGUAGGUCCACCAGUGGCACCAGGGGGACAGAUUUCAGUGUCGCACCCAGAGCCGCAGGGGGAAGUGUGGCCACGUCAGGCAGACCAGCAGGCCUUCAUCUCAGACUUUCUACCAGGCUCUAUGGCUGGGUUUCCUGAUCAGUGGGGUGCACAGCCCCACCCCUCCCAGAUGAUGGACAGUGGCUUGAUGGGGCCUUUCUCAGGUUUCUCUCAGCCUUCAAUGGGGAUUGGAAUGAAAAUGGACGUUGGAGUUGCUCCACUCCAGCCAGAAAAACCUCCAAGCAUUGCAGACACUCAGAAACCACCAUCACUGGCAACAGAGGCCCCCACCAUGCCCAAAAGCCCAGGAGACUUUUCUGCAGGUGUUUCUGCUGACCACUGGCCAGAUGAUUCUGGCAUUCCCUCUGACCUGCCCUUCACUCCCAGUGUUUCCACCGUCAUCAGUCGCCAUGCAAGCCAUCUGACUGAGAGCUCACAAGAUGCCCCCCACAACCAGUGGGCCCACAGAGAUAGUGGUCUGGGGGAAGGAGAUGAGAGAGAAAAUGAGGGUUCCGAUCGUAAAAAGGAGAAGAAGAAGAAGAAAAGAAGGCCCAGGGAUGACGUCUGGGAACCAAUGGAAGGCAAGAGUCAUCUAGAAAUGCAGGGUGAGAACGUCGCUCUACCUGAGGGCUCCCAUCAUCCAUCACCACGCAAGGAACGGGAACGUGAUGUAGGCUGGGAUCGGGAGGAUAUCGUCCGGGGAGGAGGAAGGAUCAAGAAGGGCAAAAGCCGCAAGAAGAUUCCAGAAGAAUGGGCGAUCCAUGCGGAGCCUUUCGUGCCCGCCUCUGCGACUUCUCCGCUUACUGGAGAUGUUGAAGCCUGUGGUCAGGAUCUGGUCUGCAUGACAGACGAUUUUCCUGAUGGGUCCGUCAUGCCAUCAUUACUUACCCAAGAUCUGCUUUCGCUGACUGCUACUUCCCCACCAGUUCUUCUGGACCUUAGCCCUGCAGCUCUCUCCGCGGCUUCUGCCAGUCAGGCACCAGUUUUUUCACCCACUGGCCAGUUGUCUGUCUCCUCUGGCUUCCACGAUCUGCUUAUGGAAACAGAUAAUGUUGAUUUGGCAGACCCCAAAAAUGGAUUUAUGCCCCAUGCUGCACUGGGUAAAGCUGAACCUCUUAUGUCCUCAACGAAUGAUGGCCAGGGAUUUGUGUCUGUCGGAGGACCCUUCGAGGAGGCUGUAUUUCAGCAAGAGCCCUCUUUCAUCGCCCCAACUGUGGGGACCCAUGUUUUGGCUGACACCUCUUUGGUUGACCCCUUGAUGUCUACUCCUGGUAGUGCUCCUUUUGGGUCAUCCAUGGAAGCAUUGAUUUCUGCUCCACCAUUCUCUCCUUCUGGAACUGCCUGGUCUGUUGACGACUCGCACCUGAGCAACCACAAUGAGCCCUUUGACAUCACCGGCAUGGAAGGCAUCGCCUAUGAGAUGCCUGGGCCAGUGCCAGUGCCAGAACCAGAACCUGAACCUGAACCGUUACCUUCACCAAGAGGCAAAGCAGCAAAAGAACCUAAAUCAAAGCAGAGCAGGAAGUCCCGCUCAUCCUCAUCGAAGAGCCCCACGUCACCUGACGCAAAACUGCCCUCUCCACAAAACUCUGGUUUGAACCCUGCUGCCCCGCCAUUCUUCCCUAGCUUUGCUGAACCCCAGGAGCAUGCGGUGGCACUGCCUGCCAUGCUGGAAGUCAAAACAGAGAAGAACAAGCCAGAGGUGGAAAAACUAGAGCUGCUUCAGAAGUCUGAUGUGUUUGACCAGAAAGAAAAAGUGGAGAAACUGGACAAGGUGGAGAAGACUGACAAAGUCGAUAUAGUUGACAAAAAAGACAACAUGCUUGAUGCAUUUGACAAGAUAGACAAAGUGGACAAGACAGGUGUGUCAGAUAAACCAGACAAAGCUGAGCAGUUUGACAAAAAUGAAAAGACAGACAAACCUGAAAAAACAGAAAAGGUUGAGAAGGUGGAAAUCCCAGAAAAAGUAGAGAAGAUCCCAGAAGUAAAGGCUGUGGAUCUGCUGCCAAAGAUGGACAAGGAAGAGAAGGUGGACAAAAAUGAAAAGGUAGAGUUGAAGGCAGAAACGGAGAAAGUCGAAAAGGACAAAAUAGAAAAAGAAAAGGCUGAAAUAGAAAAAGGGGAUCAGAAGCUAGAGGAGAAACUGGAGAAGGACAAAGCUGAGAAAGACAAACCAGAUCAGAAGCAAGAGAAAGACAAAGAUCAAAAAGAAAAAGUUGAACAGAAGACAGAAAAAGAGAAAGUUGAGGUGAGCAAAGAGGAAGCACAAAAAGUGACAGUUGAGGAAAAGACCAACCAGUCUGAGAAAGUGGACAAGCAGGAGAAAACUGAGAAAACUGAAAAAGCUGGAAAACAUGAGAAAAAAGACACAACUGCCAAAGUGGAGAAGGAGGACAAAACUGAGAAGGCUAAGAAACAAGCAGCGAAGCCUGUGGCAAGCAACGGCACCCCAGCAAAAGACUUGCCAAGUCCAGACAAGAAAACUAAGCCUGUUGCCGGGGCCACAAAACCGAGCUCGGCAAAGCCCCGGCCAAGCACCGUAUCCAAUCCUGUGGCUGCUCCCAAGCGUCCGACCCCAACCCUAACCCCUACCUCCACAACCACCACCUCCACCACCCUCAGCAAAAAAGCACCCGUGCCCAAGGUACCCACAACCACGGCUGGCACCAAGCGGCCCGCUUCGGCUGCCAGCCGUCCCUCCACAACAACCUCAGCAUCCAACGAGGUCAAGCCUAAGGCGACCACGGAGAGACGCCCACCAGUGCCAAAGGCCACAGCUGCCCCAGCCCGGUCUACUGCCCCCAAAAAUGGUACCUCUACCACAGCAGCAAGUAAACCUACAUCAUCACUUACCUCCCGCACCACAGCAAGUGCCACCACUGCACGACGCACUGUGGCAACAAAAACUGACAAACCAGCGGAGGACAAGAAGCCGAGCACUCUGAAGACUACAGACUCCACUAGACCCAAAACUACUCCUAGACCCGCUACCACUACUAGCAGCAGCACUGCUGCACGCACUCGUACCACUAAGUCUGCCACUUCCACCAGCACCACAACCACCACGGCUCCAGAGAAAAAGCCCCCUGUGCCCCGUGUCCCCCGAGCUAGCUCCAGUACCACUACAACCAGUACCACAACCCGGACAGCCGCCCGCCCCGGAACAGCCACGGCACCUGAUAUUAAAAAUAUACGCUCCAAGAUUGGUUCCACAGACAACAUCAAAUACCAGCCUGGAGGAGGAAAGGUCACUGUUUCUCAAAGCAGGACCGAUGCUCUGGCUCAGGGCUCCAAAGAGACCAAAGAGACCAGCCAGGGCAAAGUUCAGAUAGUCUCCAAAAAGGUGGACUACAGCCAUGUUACAUCUCGCUUGGGUUCCAAGGACAAUAUGAAGCAUGUUCCUGGUGGAGGGAACGUGCAGAUUCUCAGUAAGAAGGUUGACCUGAGUAAAGUGACCUCAAAAUGUGGUUCCAAGUCCAACAUCAAGCAUAAACCAGGAGGUGGAGAUGUUAAGAUCGAGUCCCAUAAGGUGAACUUCAAAGACAAAGCCCAUCCAAAGGUGGGCUCACUGGACAAUGUGAGUCAUGCACCUGGUGGUGGGAAUUUUAAGGCUGAGGGGCAACAGGAGACAGUUGAAGGGAGUGGGGCUCCCUCUAGUGGCUCCUUGGCAGACCAGCCAGCAGCCAGUCCUGCCCAGGAGAAUGGGCUGAAGGAGGGCACUCCAUGUGGGGGUGAUGCGCUCCGGGACCCCCAGGGCCUGGACUCGCUUAUCCCUGAAACAAGCAUCUAAUUCUGCUUUUUGCUGUCACCUUACCCUUUUCAUUUCAAUUCACCCCAACACCCUCUACCCUGCCCUUCUCCUCCUUCCUUUCUAUGUCCAAUCCUUCUGUGUUUCUGUUUUUUUUCUCCUGAAACCUUCCUCCGCUGCAGAUUGAGUCUUUCAAGCUAAACUUCCGCGUGAAAGCGCGCUCUCGCACGGACCACGGCGCUGACAUCAUAACCUGGCCUGCCCUGGGCGACAGCCCCGCCCACCCCCUUUCACUCCGCAGCAGUGUCUCGCUCAACGACUCCCUGGCGACCGCCGGCAUCCCUCGCUCCGCCACGACUCCUUCCUUCACCCUUGCCUCUCAGGGGCAGGGCUGCACCUCUGACUCCCUCGCUGGACUCCAGACGUGACCUGCUCCUCUCAUUGGUUAACACUCAACCCAGCCCAAUCCAACCUAGUGCCCUAAACUCGUGCAGACUGUUCCACCCAGAACGAUCAAACUGGAUGAUGAAUAGGUUAAAUUAAUUUAGUAGUAUCUCUUCACCCAUCCAUCCUCAGCUCCAUAACUCUCGUAACACAUUCUUCAUAGUUGCUUAGUGACGACACUCAACAUUCAUUAGGGCAUGAUGUAGGCUAGAUCUCCUGGUUUUCAUACUGGCAAUUUGGUUAUUUAUUAUUUUCUCUAGUUUUAGCAGGGUCUAAGCUGUUACGAUUUCCCAUGGUGUAAACAACUGGAUAUACAUGACAUGACUUCCCGUGUUUAUUACGCUGGCACAAGUACUUGCUUUUUAGAAAAAUCAGCUCGUAGUUUUGUGUUGCAGCUUUUUUCGUUAGUAUGCGGGGCUGUCCUGUGAUCCUGUAAGAACCAUUGACUACCCUGCAUCAGUAUCUCCACUAUCUUCUUGCUCUCAUAACUCAUCAGAUCUCACUCUCAUCCCAUCCCCUCUCUGUCAUCCAUAAGAACACACAUUUAAACAAAGCAAGUAGUCUGUUUCAGCUGUAGGUCGAACUAAAUCUCUCUAAAAAGAAACUCUCUGUGUUUUGUGAUGUGUUUGAGUGAUUCCUGUGGCUAUGAGCUGUGUUCUAUUAUGUUUGUUUGACUUUUAAUUUUCUUGUUGUGCUUGGUUGUUUGGUUCUUUUCUGUUGUUUUAGGUUUUCUUGUAAAGCAAUACAAUGGUCUCUGCCUAUAGGACAGACAUUCUUCUUGAAACCUUUUCUUGAAACAUACGCACAGGAAGCAAAGCUUACAUCUUAGACACAGCUCCACGUAGGUCUCGGAAAGUGUGCAUUGUCAGCAGAUGGUGAGGAAGAUUUGCUGAGUGAAGGUAUGAGAAAAUGAUACAUUAGUGGGUGUUAGGGAUGCACCGAAUAUUUGGCUGAAAACUGAAAGUAUUUCUCUAAAUUUUUUUGUGUUUGUGUUGAGUAAUGCUGUCACUACUCAGUGAGUAAUAUAGCUAUAAACACAGUAUGGUGUUUUCUUGGCAUUUUUGCUGGAAUUAUGAAAAAUGUGUUAAAUAAAUUCCUUUGUAUCGUUUGUGUAAUUGCAAUUCCUUUAAAAAACAUGACAUAAAUAUAUUAUAGCUAUUUUAAUCUAAUUUAUGCUAUUUUGAAAAAAAAAAAUGGAAAAAUAAGGGAAAACCUUUUGGCCUUUGUCAAAAUGUAUUGCUUUCUCCGGUUUCGGUUUUGGCCAAAGAUUUGAAUUUCGGUGCAUCACUAGUGAUAUCAGUCUGAGCUGAGGUGAAGCUAAAGUUGUGAAAUGCCGAGGUUAAUAUUGUAUGUUGUUUGAUUGUGGUUUAAUGGACCUGGUGUCAUGGCUGAAGCAUGUUUGAGAUAGAUGGAGGAACGAAGCUUUGUGUCACUCAAGUAUGUGCCUCUUAUCCUAAUUACCUGAAACUGGAAAGAGCCUGGGUCUGCCACUGCCUUUGAGGAGAUACAGAGAUGUUCACAGCCUGACACAGAACCUUUCUUUUCUUUUAGUUUUUUAGUUCUUAGAUGUGGCGUGCGUGUGAAGACCUAGUUGGACUGUACAUUAUAAAGUAUAUACCUAUACCUAAUUGUGCUAACUGUUCGGUCAGAGGUGUUUCAGAAAGCUUAAGCGUAACUUGCCGGCAGCACUUGUUCAGAUGUUCAAGCAGGGUUGAAACAGAGGCAGUAGACCAUUAUGUAGCUUAUUCUUCUUGUAGCAUUUGAUCUUAGUCGCCUCUAAAUAGCCUUUUUCUUAUUAUUUUAACGCAGUCCAAAUAUUGUAUCCUGUUCUGAAAGCAGUCAGUGGUGCUGUGUUUGUUCUACAAUAGAGAAAGGAGACUAUUAAUGCAAAAGAAAACGGCAGAUGGUUGCUCUGUCUCUCUUCAUUUUUCCCAUUUAGGGUUAAAGGGGUGUGGAUAAUUAAGGAGAGUUCUUUGAUGAGAAAUCUACUACAGUUUUACCCUGUUUUUAACGCCACAUUUAUGCAACUAAUGUAACGACUACAUGACACUACUAUAAAAAAAAUCUAUAUAUGUAUAAUACAACCUACCCUUUGCUACUAUCAAUCACUAUCAUGCUUUUGAAGGUUUCAAGCAUUUUAAUUACAAAGAAGUUUAAUGCACAUGCUUAUUAUGCACAAAUCGACUCUGAGCUAUAUCUCAGUAAAAUUUGAUUGAGGAACCUGGCAUUGAAGAGAAAUAUCGACUCAGUAUUGAACUAGGAAUAAAACAUUUAAAAAAUCUUAAAUUGUUAUGUAGGGUUAUGGGCAAUAACAGUUAUUAUUUAUGUAGACUUUUUUUUUGACAACUGAGAGGUAUGUAGAUAUUUGUAUUUGAGCUGUGUUGUGCAGCAUUCAAAUGCUCUGGGUAUGGUUCUUUUUGAAUUUUGACUUUAUUUUGAAACCUUCAGCUUUGCCCGUAGAGUUGUGGUCAUUUUAAAGUCAAUUCCCUGUGCCUGAUUGCAGCCAUUUUACUGUCAAGUGCAGUGUAAUCUGCUUUUCUUCUUUUUUCUUUCAUUUAACAUCUUUUUGCUCCUCCUGAAUUGCUAGCACAUGGUUUUAUGUAAAUAUAUAUAUUUACGGUUUAUACAUUCAGUAUAUCGCCGCCGGAAGGAAAACCACAAUGGAAAUGAAAAGAAAAUGAAUUUUGUUUUAAAAGGGUGUUGAGUACAGAUUUGUACCUUUUAAGGUUUUUAGAAAGUGUGCUUGUUGUUAUUAUUGUUAUUAAGAUCAUUAUGAUUUCAAUGACUAUUAUUCAUAUUUAUUAUGAUUACUAUUAUUACUAUUCAGAAAACUAAUGUCGGUCUGCCUUUUUAUCUGAGAAAAGGGCUGAGGUGAAAGAAUGUUUUUGCAACAUAAUGUACUAAACAUGCAAGACACUUGUAUUUGUGUUUCUAUCGUACUGCUAUUGCUUUGGUAUGCUGGUCGUGGCUGUCGGUAGUGUGGGUAGUUCCGACUCCUACAGGCAAAAUGAAUCCAGUUUGAGUUGUGGGGCUUAUAUGCGUAUGACUUGCAUCCAAAGCUUGCCUCUAUGGAUCUCAAUGAGUCUCUUAUAGCUCCUUGCCCUUCCCUUCUCCUCCUUCUAGUCUUAAAAAUAAAAAUAACACAUUGUUCUAGACGCAAGCAAGCUUGCCCUCAUUUAAAUGAUUGAAUUUAUAAAAGUAGGGGUUUGCAUUGAAUGUGUUUGUUUUGCACUGUUUAAAUUCUGCCAUGAAGGAUGAGGACGUCCUGUCUAGGCAGGAAGUGAGAGGAGAGGUCCCAUAUUGUGUGUGAAACUGGGGAUCCAUGGCACACUUUAAGUACUUUGUCCACAGAGACAGAAAUACAAAGCAUACCACCCUUGCUUGAGUUAUACUGAAGCUUCUGAAGACUACCACACUUAUAGAUACACAAAACAUAUUUUAUUGUAUUAGCCCACAAGAUGGCGUAAAAAAGCCCCUUCAGAGCGCUUCAGCUAAUAGAGCAUACUAAUAUAAAACAUACUAAGAGCAUGUAGAACAAGUGGGAUGUGUUUGGUAGACUUGUCAUUUGCAGACAUUGUCCUUUGCAUUUUUUUUUUCUUUUUGAUGUUUUGUUUAAUUUUUUUGUUUUCAAUUUUUUUUCAUUACAUUUGGAAUUCAUUUUAAUUUCUGGUUUGAAAGAAGUGUUUAUUGUGGUCAGUUGUUAACUAGUGAUGUGAUUAUUAAACAUUAAAUAAAAUGAAGUGUUUAAAACAUUAUAAAA